UUUCCGGGGCAGCGCGGCCCGGCGUGACCGCGGCGUGGUCCCGCUGGAAUUGCGGGGUGUCCCGGUGCGAUACCGGCGUGUCCCAGCCCGGCGUGAUCCCGGUGCGAUCCCGCUGGAAUCUCGGGCUAUCCCGACCCCGUCCCGCUGCGAUCCCGCUGCGAUCCCGCUGGAAUUCCGGGAUAUCCCGGCCCGGUGUGAUCCCGACCCUGUCCCGCUGCGAUCCCUCUGGAAUCCCGGUGUGAUCCCGCUGUGAUCCCGGGCUCUCCCGGCGCCCCAUCCCGCUGUGAUCCCGGCCCCAUCCCGCUGUCAUCCCGGGCUGUCCCGGCCCCGCCGCCAUGGGGAAGAAGGGGAAGCGCGACAAGAAGGGGAAAGGCGCGGAGAAGACGCUGGCCAAGCUGGAGAAGAAGGUGUCCCGCAGAGCCAAGAAGGAGGAGGAGGAUCUUGAAGCCCUGAUAGCAGAAUUCCAGAGUUUGGAUGCUAAAAAGACCCAAGUAAUUGAGUCAUCCUGCCCACCUCCCUCACCCAGGCUGAACUGCUCCCUCUGUGCUCACCCCGAGAGAGACGAGCUGAUCCUUUUUGGAGGUGAAUAUUUCAAUGGCCAAAAAACCUACCUGUACAAUGACCUGUACAUUUACCACAUCAGGAAGAACAGCUGGGCCAAACUGGACAUCCCCAACCCACCCCCGAGGCGUUGUGCUCACCAGGCAGCUGUGGUGCCCACAGCUGGGGGGCAGCUCUGGAUCUUUGGGGGGGAGUUUGCCUCUCCCAACGGGGAGCAGUUCUACCACUACAAAGAUCUCUGGGUCCUGCAUUUGGCCACCAAGACCUGGGAGCAGAUCAAGGCACCAGGAGGGCCCUCAGGACGAAGUGGACAUCGGAUGGUUGCGUGCAAAAGGCAGCUGAUCGUUUUUGGAGGUUUCCAUGAGAGUGCAAGAGAUUUCAUCUACUACAAUGAUGUGCACACCUUCAACCUGGACUCCUUCACCUGGAGCAAGCUGGCUCCUGCAGGGGUGGGGCCUGCUCCAAGGUCUGGCUGUCAAAUGACUCCCACCCCCGAGGGCAACAUCAUCAUCUAUGGAGGCUACUCCAAACAGAGGAUCAAGAAAGAUGUGGACAAAGGCACCCUGCACACAGAUAUGUUCCUGCUGAAGGCUGAAGGGGCAGGCAAGGAGGAAGACAGGUGGAGCUGGAGUCGGCUCAGCCCCUCGGGGGUGAAACCCCCUCCCAGGUCUGGCUUCUCGGUGGCUGCUGCUCCCAACAACCGCUGCCUCCUGUUUGGGGGGGUGCAGGAUGAGGAGGAGGAGGAGAGCAUCCAGGGGGACUUCUUCAAUGACAUUUACUUCUAUGACAUGGGGAAGAACCGCUGGUUCCCUGCACAGCUCAAGGGCCCCAGGUCAGAGCAGAGGAGGCGCAGGCGUGGCAGACAGGCUGAGGCAGGGGCUGCUGGGGGGCAGGAGCUGCAGCUGCCACCUCCCCAGGGGCCCCUGGAGAUCGUCAAGGAGCUGGUGGCAGAAGAUGGCACCGUCAUGACCAUCAAGCAGCUGAUCCCUGGAGCUGCGGAGGACAAGGACAGGCCUGGCUCGGAGGAGGAGGAGGAGGAGGAGGAGGAAGGUGGAGCCCCGGGCCAGCCCCUGGAGCCGUGCCCACGCUGCAGUGCCAUGGUGGCAGUGAAGCACGGCGUGCUCUACGUCUACGGGGGGAUGUUCGAGGUGGGCGACCGGCAGGUGACCCUCAGUGACCUGCACUGCCUCGACCUGCACAGGAUGGAGCAGUGGAAGGUGCUGCUGGAGAUGGAUCCAAAAACCCAAGAAUGGCUGGAGGAAUCAGAGUCUGAUGAAGAGGAGGAGGAUGAUGAUGUGGAAGGUGCAGAGGGAGGGGAGGAAGAAGAGGAGAGCUCUGAAGAGGAGAGUGAAGAUGAGGAAGGGGAGCAGCAGCACCCAGCAGUGCAGCCAGGGGAGGCCCAGCCCCAGUACGUGGCCAGGACAGAGCAGCACUGGCUCAGGCUGGCCCGCAGCCACAUGGGCCCCCAGGCCAAGGACAAGAAGGUGCUCAAGGUGGCUCAUGCCAUGGCCAGGACUUUCUAUGAAGAUCCCAUCCAGACACCCUGAGGCUGCUGCAGCAGUGAAGGAAGUGCUGGGAGCAGUGGUGAGCCCUGCUGAGCUCAGUGUCCAUGCUGGCCCCCAGCCUUUGCAGUCCCUCCUGGCUGGAUGCUCUGGAUCUGCUCUUACUCCUGGGAAUGCUGUGGGAGGCUCCUGAGGAACAGGAGUGCUGUCCAAGCACUUGUGCUGCUGAGGUUGGGCUGUACAACACUGGCUUUGCUGUUCCAAAGUUGGUUGUCCAGACAGUGGUUCGCUGGUCCCAAAUUCCUGACUGGGGCCAGGAUCUUCCAGGGGUUCCUACAAUAAACUUGGUUAUAUCAUCUUGUUUUGCUC
Messenger RNA from Ficedula albicollis (Collared flycatcher), 2432 nucleotides. RefSeq names its product kelch domain containing 4 (gene KLHDC4). NCBI's taxonomy places the organism in Eukaryota, Metazoa, Chordata, Aves, Passeriformes, Muscicapidae. Bases 336 to 2108 code for a protein of 590 amino acids. The record is from RefSeq and is a predicted model, not a curated record. The transcript has 12 exons. Gene Ontology annotation, molecular function: protein binding.